Molecule: messenger RNA, 2099 nt
Organism: Silurus meridionalis
Lineage: Eukaryota; Metazoa; Chordata; Actinopteri; Siluriformes; Siluridae
Gene: fam43b
Product: family with sequence similarity 43 member B
Exons: 1
Coding region: 157-1107 (316 amino acids)
Source: RefSeq, a predicted model, not a curated record
GAGCAGACCAGCUGAGCCUCACUGCUCUCAGUCUCUCUUCAGCGUUGUUACAGAACAGCUUUCCUCAUUCUUGCUCUGAGGCACUCGGUACACAACAGAUACACUCGCUUGUUUGCCGUCGGUGGGGGCAGUGAGCCCCUCAGACAAACUGGGACCAUGCUGCCCUGGAAGAGAAGCAAGUUUGUGUUAGUGGAGGAUGAUGCCAAGAGCAAAGCGAAGAGUCUGAGUGCUGGUCUCACCUACCACUCACUGUUGUCCUCGCUGCUGAGGUCGUGCCCUGACCUAGUGCCUGACUGUCCCUUCCACUGGCUCGCAGGGGUUUUCCACAGCAAGCGUCAGAAAGUGGAACUGAACAAAGAGGAGCCUAUUUACAGUGUCCGCUACCUGGGAAGUGUAGUGACAGUAGUGGCCAAAGGUGAGGGCUGCACGCAUGAUGCCGUCGCCAAGAUUUGGGCAUCCAGCAACUAUGGGGAGCAGAGUGCCAAGAUGAAGCUGAGCGUAGGGCCACAUGGCAUACGCAUGGGUUGCCGCAGGAAACCCCCUCACCUCUACACUCUUAACCGUAUCACCUAUUGCACAACAGACCCCUACCGGCCAAAGAUUUUGGCAUGGAUCUACCGGCACCAGGUCAAGCACAAGGCAGUGGUUCUGCGUUGCCAUGCUGUGCUUUUGGCCAAGGCAGACAAGGCUCAUGACAUUGCUCUCAGCCUAUACCAGAACUCCAUUUCAGCCUUUAGUGAGUUUAAGAGGCUUAAACGGCAGAGUGAUUUCCGGCACUGCAAGCAGGAGCUUCUUGGGGAGGACAUCAUGCCACUUAUGCCCUUACGGAAGCUGAUGAAUGGACAGUGUCACUAUCAGCCACCAGUAGACAAGCCUGGCAAUUCCAACCGCCUGUUCGCCAUCAGUGAGGAGGAUGAGGAGGAGGGUGAAGAAGAGGAAGAAAAGCAGGCAGACAACAAUAAGCAAAAAGCAUCAAAUUCCACUCUACCAAAUCCUCAGCCAGAGGAACCUCCUGAGAGCAAGCUGGGAUACAUAGUUCACGGACUAGACAGCUUUUCUAUCACCAUCAGAGAUGAGGUGCACAUGACGCUCAGCACACUUGUAUGACUGCACAGGGAUAUUGGAGGGUGUACACACUUCUCUUCAGAUAUUUCUCUCUGUCUUUCUCCUCAGAGCUCUAUGAUUCCUGCAGAGCGUGAUCCGGUCCACCAUCAGCAAGUUUUAAAUGCUGAGUUGCUGCUGGCUCGCCUCGUGAGCACUUUCUGUAUGGAUGUUUAAUAAAGUGGAACUUUGUGAAUAAAGACAAAAGCACAACGUGAGCGCGCUCCCCACUCUGCAAAGCAAGCCAGUAAGGACAAAAAAACGGAAGGAGCUCAGUCCUUUUAAACUACAAUCAAACAAGGAGAAAACAGAGACCUUCAACAAGCCUUUGUGUUCUUUUCAUGUGAUUGCAUGAAAGUACAUACUUUUCUCAGACUUUCUGGAUCAUUUUGGAAAUCGAUUAUUUAUGUAAUAUGUUCAUUUCUUUUUUCUACGUAACCAUCUCCCUCUUCUAUGUAACUUUCCUUUCUGGCCAAAACCUCUGUGACAGCAAUGAGCAUCAAGAGCAAGGUAGCAGCACUAAUGAAUUAAUCCAUGAUUUAGGAUAUCAGCCAUUGAUUUGACGGGUUUACAGCUGCUGCACAUUACAGCGCCAGAAUCAUUUACCGUAUGACCAAAGGAGAUGCCAUGGCAUUUAAGGCAGGAUGUUUAAAAUGUUUCGCAAUUUUACCGUCCCUGGUUUUUGCACUGUGACAUGUCUGGGACCAAUAUGAGGAAAAUACAAACAUAGUCUAUGUUCCUUUCUACACAUUUAAUAUCAGCUUGAUCUGAUAAACAGGUAAAUAAGCUUUACUGCUUUAUAAGGUAAUUCAUUAUUCAAAAUAUUAUGCCUAUAAAAGAAAAAAAAAAACACUGUCUUAUAUUCGUAAACACGUUUCUAUCUAACAGUACCUUUGUGAUAAUAAUGGUGUAUUAGACAUUUCGCAAGCUUCGUUCCAAUUGCACUAAUUAACAUGGAAUUACAAUAAAAUUAAAACAAAAACAUUUUUGGAUAUGAA